Molecule: messenger RNA, 1631 nt
Organism: Phragmites australis (common reed)
Lineage: Eukaryota; Viridiplantae; Streptophyta; Magnoliopsida; Poales; Poaceae
Product: protein BTR1-like
Exons: 8
Coding region: 26-1243 (405 amino acids)
Biological process (GO): regulation of gene expression
Cellular component (GO): cytoplasm; cytosol
Molecular function (GO): mRNA binding
Source: RefSeq, a predicted model, not a curated record
GACCAAUGACGGGUGCAGCGGAUGGAUGAUCACAAAAGCCCAGCUCAGCCCCUCGCGGCGAAACCCUUUCUUUCCUACUUGGAAUCGAUGGCGUAGGCCCAGAGCGAUCUGGUUUGGCUUCUCUCUCUGCCUCCGCUCCUCCGCCUCCCACCCCCACCACCGCCUCCUCCGCCCCCGCCCCCGCCGCCGCAGGAAGGAAGGAAGGAUGGAAGCCCCGGGCUCCCCCUACGCCUCCUCGCCGGAAUCCGCCCCCAAGCGCGCGCCCCGCUCCCCUCCCCCGCAGCAACCCUCGGAAGAAGGAGAUGACAAGGAGAAACCAACACAUUUGAGGUUUCUGGUGUCUAAUACGGCAGCAGGAUGUAUUAUUGGCAAGGGUGGAUCAACUAUUAAUGAUUUUCAGUCUCAGUCUGGGGCUCGUAUCCAAUUAUCACGUAGCCAUGAGUUUUUCCCUGGUACAAACGACAGAAUCAUCAUGGUUUCUGGACUGUUUGAUGAAGUACUAAAGGCUAUGGAGCUGAUUCUUGAGAAACUUUUGGCUGAGUCACAUUUUCAGGGCGAAGAAUUCAAUGAAGCUGAAGCUAGACCUAAAGUUAGACUUGUAGUUCCUAACAGCUCUUGUGGUGGAAUAAUUGGUAAAGGUGGAGCAACAAUCAAGUCAUUUAUUGAACAGUCACAUGCUGGAAUCAAGAUUUCACCACAGGAUAACAACUAUGUUGGUUUGCAUGAUAGGCUUGUUACUGUCACAGGAACCUUCGAAAAUCAGAUGCAAGCAAUAGAUUUGAUAUUGAACAAGUUAUCUGAGGAUGUUCAUUACCCACCUAAUUUAAGUUCCCCAUUUCCAUAUGCAGGUCUUACUUUCCCAAACUACCCUGGUGUUCCUGUUGGGUAUAUGAUUCCACAGGUGCCAUAUAAUAAUGCCAUGAACUAUGGACCUAAUGGUCAUGGAGGAAGGUACCAAAACAACAAGCCCAGUACACCUAUGAGAUCACCUGCUAAUAAUGAUGCCCAAGAUUCUCUCACCAUUGGCGUUGCUGAUGAACACAUUGGUGCUGUCGUAGGCCGUGCCGGAAGGAACAUAACAGAGAUCAUUCAGGCUAGUGGUGCUAGGAUCAAGAUUUCAGAUAGGGGUGACUUCAUAGCUGGGACAUCUGACAGGAAAGUGACAAUUACUGGAACAUCAGAGGCGAUUCAGACAGCAGAGUCCAUGAUUAUGCAGAGGGUCUCAGCCAGUUCUGAGAGGUGAUAAAACCUCUUGAAGAAGAAUCUCACCCCAUGCAUCCGAAUCUCCCUGCGAAUGUUCGAUGCGAAGCUAUGAGGAUGGGGAAAUUGUUUUUUCUAGCCGUAGUAGUAUUAUCUGCAAAGCUUGAGAAAUUAUAUGGUUAUUGUUGUUCGUUGCGUCCGUCCGAUUGUGUUAUGUUAGUAACUAGUUGAGUAGCUGCGCCGUUUAAAUUAAUUUCGGAAUAGAGUUAUAUAUUUCAUCAGGUUGGACUAUUCUCCAUAUCUAGACGCUGGUGUGCUAGUGCUGCCUGUUUGUAGCUUACAAUUCCAUUGCUCAAGGAUAGAAGAAUAUUCGAUAGAGAACAUGGUGACCGGUUUCCUUUCUGUUAAUAAUCCUUGUCAAAUUCCCUCUC